CACUGAGACAGUCAAGAUGAAGUUGCUGCUUGUUGUUUCUGCUGUUCUGGCUGUAUCCAGCUGUGCCAUCAUCUCUCUGGAAGAUCUUGAGUUUCGCGCCUGGAAACUCAAGUUUGAAAAGUCAUAUGAGUCUGAGUCAGAGGAGGCUCACCGGAAGCAGAUCUGGCUCAACAACCGCAAACAUGUGCUAAUGCACAACAUCUUGGCAGACCAGGGUUUGAAAUCCUACCACCUUGGGAUGACACACUUUGCUGACAUGGAACAUGAAGAGUACAAACAGCUGAUUUCCCAAAGCUUCCUUGGCUCCUUCAAUGCUUCUCUGCCUCAGCGUGGCUCUGCCUUCUUUCGCCUGCCUGAAGGUACUGAUCUGCCCGACACUGUUGACUGGAGGGAUAAGGGAUAUGUCACUGAAGUCAAGGAUCAGAAGAUAUGUGGCUCCUGCUGGGCCUUCAGCACAACUGGUGUACUGGAGGGUCAGCACUUCAGGAAGACAGGAAAGCUGGUGUCUCUGAGUGAGCAGCAGUUAAUGGACUGCUCUCACAGCUUUGGUAACAAUGGCUGCAAUGGAGGAUCAGUGAAGCGGGCCUUUCAGUACAUCCAAGCCAAUGGAGGAAUUGACACUGAGGCAUCCUACCCUUAUGAGGCUAAGGGUCAACAAUGCCGUUACAAGCCUGAUGGUAUUGGUGCCAAAUGCACUGGCUAUGUUGAAGUGAAACCCAGUAAUGAAGAUGCCCUGAAGGAGGCUGUGGCCACUAUCGGACCGAUAUCUGUUGGCAUUGAUGCUUCUCAUAACUCAUUCAGAUUCUACCAAUCAGGAGUGUAUGAUGAGCCCGACUGCAGCAAGACAGUGUUGAACCACGAUGUGCUGGCUGUGGGUUAUGGUACAGAAAAUGGACAUGACUACUGGUUGAUCAAGAACAGCUGGGGUAUCAGAUGGGGAGACAAGGGAUACAUUAAGAUGAGCAGGAAUAAAUCCAACCAGUGUGGGAUUGCUUCUGAUGCAACGUACCCUCUGGUCUGAAGAGGCCGGAAGAAACCUAUCCUCAUUUUUUCCUUCUGAUUUGACCAAAAUUUAGUUUAAAGUUUUUAACGGUGUUAUGUAACUAAACAUCAUUUUAUUUGUCGGGUCAAGAACCUCUCUUUUCCUGCAUUAGUGUUU
Oreochromis niloticus (Nile tilapia) is the source of this 1159-nucleotide messenger RNA. Its product is annotated as cathepsin L1. Bases 17 to 1021 code for a protein of 334 amino acids. The record is from RefSeq and is a predicted model, not a curated record. The transcript is spliced from 8 exons. Gene Ontology annotation, biological process: proteolysis. Gene Ontology annotation, molecular function: cysteine-type peptidase activity. Lineage: Eukaryota; Metazoa; Chordata; Actinopteri; Cichliformes; Cichlidae.